Molecule: messenger RNA, 1416 nt
Organism: Lichtheimia ornata
Lineage: Eukaryota; Fungi; Mucoromycota; Mucoromycetes; Mucorales; Lichtheimiaceae
Exons: 4
Coding region: 1-1416 (471 amino acids)
Source: RefSeq, a predicted model, not a curated record
AUGCUCCUUAUCACUUGGGUUGCCUUGGAAAUAGCAUUUUGGUUUUAUCUUUACAACACUAAGAGGCGAUUUCAACAAUACGUCAAACCACAGACAUUGCCUACAAAGAAUGAGCGACAGCAGCUAUUUUGGAAUUGUUAUCACACCAUCAAACAUGAUUUGAAAAAGUGGUUCGAAGGAUGGUUUUAUAUAGCCAGCAGCCCUGAUCGUGCGCAUCCCAACUUUAAGGAUAUUCAUCGAGACAAUGUGGCCACUUGGUUUGCAUGGGCAUUUUGGGUGGAGCAGCUUGACCAUGUGCUUUCAAACAACGAAUGGGCUCAAGAAAUCGAGUGGAUGAUCAACACCAUCGAGAAGGAUUUUGAUAUCGAAUUUCCAAAGGGCUAUAAUGAAGAUAUUCAAUGUAUUCGACCGAGCUUCGAUCCUGUACAAUCAUUACACCGACCACUUGCGUUGUACUUGGCCAACUAUGUCAUGACGUGUGUGUUCAAUCGUGUGCUGCUUGAAUGGUUUUGGCAAUUUGAACGAGGUGGCACGGACUUGCCAGGUGUCAUGUGGGGUCAUCUCCUGAGACCCUUCCAUCAUCAGCCGCCUCCACCAACAACAACGAGUGAUACCAACAAGUUCAAUCAUCUCGUAUACUGGUCUCUUGUGCCAUCAGCAUCUCACAAGACAUCGCGUGAAGUUCCCAUUGUCUUUGUUCAUGGUAUUGGUGCAGGGCUCACAGUAUACGCUGAAUUUAUUCAUCGCCUGGUUCGACUUGGACGACCCAUUUUCUGCGUGGAGCUACCUUAUGUUUCAAUGCGCAUGGUAGAGCAUAUUCCAACGCCUGAAGAAACAGUGCGAGAGAUCGAGAUGAUGUUGACAGCUCAUGGUUAUGACGAAGCUGUUAUUGUGGCCCAUUCCCUUGGUACAGCUGUUGCUAGUUGGAUAGCCAACCUUGCUCCAAAGCGUGUGGCUGGUCUGGUUCUUGUGGAUCCCAUUUGUUUCUUACUCAAUUAUCACCAUGUUGCAUUCAACAUGCUCCACCGUAUUCCAAAACGAAUCAUAGAGUAUCUUAUACACUAUUUUGCAUCCCGUGAGCUUUACAUCAACUACUACAUCAGCCGGCAUUUUCAAUGGUAUCAAACGAUCUUUUUCGCUCAUCCACCAUCAACGACAUCCGAUCCUCCACCUUCGCCUGUACCACCAGAACAACAAGGACCAUUACGCAAUGCCACAGUGUUCCUAUCCGAAAAUGAUGCCAUUGUUGACAGCCCUUUAAUCACCAAAUAUCUCUAUGAUGCAGGAGUACAAGCACGUCUUAUGCGAGAUAUCGGACAUGCCGAGUUCCUUGUCAAUGGUCAAUGGAAGGAUGAGAUUGUGACCGAAGUUGAAAAAGCUGUUAGUUGUAUGGAGGAUGAAGGAUUGGGAUUAUAG